CAGAGAGCCUGCGAGCAGCCAUUCCACCUCCCACCAUGUCUAAGGCUCUAGAUAAAUACUGCGGGUCUAUCUUCUGGAAUUCCUCCUUCUUGGAGCGAACGGAUCCAGACUUUCCAGUGUGUUUCCAACAGACUGUCUUAGUGUGGAUUCCUUUGAUCUUCUUCUGGCUCUGCGCUCCAUGGCAGCUGCUCAACUUCUGCAAACGAGGCAAAGUGAAAUCCCCUAUCUCUAAACUGUACCUGGCCAAGCAGCUCCUGACCUUGUUGCUGUUCUUCACAUCUGUUGCUGGAAUAGGGAUCACAGUCUCAGAGCACAUAACGGAACAAGCUAGCACUUACCCUGACAAAAUCGUCCCCGCCGUCCUGUAUAUCAAUCCUCCCAUCCACGCUGUGACAUGGAUCAUGGUGUUAUUAGUUCAUCACAGCCGGCGGUAUUGUGUCAAGAAGGAUUCCGGAACCCUGUUCCUCUUCUGGACUCUGUCCAUUGUUUGUGGCAUUUUUACAUUCCAAUCUUUAAUCCGAACUGCACUCAAGGAGGAGAUUCCUGACCUGCCUCGCUACUGCUUGUUUUUCAUCUCUUUUGGUCUCCAAAUUAUCAUAAUAAUCGUCUCAUCCAUCUCAGAGGAUAGUGAUCUCACAAAGAAGAAUCCAGAGCUGACAGCGUCUUUUCUAAGCAGGAUCACCUUCAACUUUUAUAACAAGAUUGUUUUCACAGGAUAUAAGCGACCACUAGAAAUAGAAGAUCUCUGGGAAUUAAACAAGCAAGAUCAGACUAAAGUCAUUUAUGAUUCUUUUGACAAACAAAUGAAAAGAGAAGUAGCUAAAUCCAAGAAAGAGCUGGAGAAACGUAGAAACAAGAGAAAGCAGAAAGGCAACAGCUUUGAAAUGAACGGCCUAAGCAAGGCACAAAGUCAGGAUGUGCUUGUGGAAGAAAAGAAAAAAGGGAAAAAGAAGAAAGAAUCUAUAGAUGGAACCGCUAAAGAUUACCCCAAGUACUGGCUCUAUAAGACCCUCAUUAAGACUUUUUCUGGUAUCCUCCUUCAGUCGGCAUUCUUCAAACUUAUUCACGACCUUCUAGUCUUUGUCAGCCCCCAGAUCCUGAAGGCGAUGGUCUCAUUCACUGCAAACCCAGCGGAAUACCAGUGGAAGGGGUUUUUCUACGCCGUCUUGCUCUUUGUAACAGCAAUAAUCCAGUCCCUCUGUCUCCAGCAGUACUUCCAGGGCUGUUUUGUUCUGGGGAUGCGGGUCCGGACAGCGUUAAUGGCUGCUGUAUACAAGAAAGCUUUGACAGUCUCUAAUGCUAUCAGGAAAGAAUCGACUGUUGGGGAGACGGUGAACCUGAUGUCUGCAGAUGCUCAGAAGUUCAUGGACCUGACAAACUUCAUCCACCUCAUCUGGUCGUCACCAAUGCAGAUCGCUAUAUCAAUUGUCUUCUUGUGGGUGGAGCUUGGGCCAGCAGUUAUGGCUGGCCUAGGGGUGAUGGUCCUUCUGAUCCCCAUUAAUGCUGUGCUGGCCACCAAAUCUAAGUCAUUUCAGACAAAAAACAUGAAGAACAAAGAUAGUCGUUUGAAAAUAAUGAAUGAAAUUCUCAAUGGCAUCAAGAUCUUGAAGCUGUAUGCCUGGGAGCCAUCAUUUGAAAAGCAGGUGCAGGUUAUCCGUGAAAAGGAACUGAAGAACAUGUUACACUUUGCCUACCUCUUCUCAGUGUCACUGUUUGUCUUCACCUGCGCUCCUUUCCUGGUGUCAGUUGCCAGUUUUGCUGUCUACGUGGUGUUGGAUCCAAGUAAUGUCCUGAAUGCAGAACGGGCUUUUACCUCUAUCUCACUCUUCAACAUUCUGCGCUUCCCUCUCGCCAUGUUGCCCAUGCUCAUUUCCAACAUGGUGCAGUCUAAUGUUUCCUGUGCCCGGUUGGAGAAGUACCUGGGAGGAGAUGACUUGAAUAACUCUGCCAUUCACAAUGACCCCACUGUUGAUGCAGCUAUCCAGUUCUCAGAUGCCACCUUUACCUGGGAGCCAGAUACGCCCCCAGCAGUAAAAAAUAUUAACCUGGACAUUAAAGAAGGUCAUCUAGUUGCUGUUGUUGGUGGUGUUGGCUCAGGAAAGUCCUCCUUGAUUUCUGCAAUGCUUGGAGAAAUGGACCACGUCAAUGGACAUAUCAAUAUCAAGGGCUCCCUGGCUUAUGUUCCCCAACAAGCUUGGAUCCAGAAUGCCACCCUAAAGGACAACAUCCUGUUUGGGGCACCUCUGGACGAGCAGCGAUAUCAGCGGGUGCUGGAGGCCUGUGCACUUCUGCCUGAUCUGGAGAUCUUGCCUGGAGGGGACAUGUCUGAAAUAGGAGAAAAGGGUAUAAACCUGAGUGGAGGGCAGAAGCAGCGGGUCAGCUUGGCUCGGGCAGUCUACCAGGACACAGAUGUUUACGUUAUGGAUGACCCGCUCUCAGCCGUCGAUGCCCAUGUUGGGAAACACAUUUUUGAGAAGUUGGUCGGUCCCAAUGGAUUGCUGAAAAACAAGACACGUAUCUUGGUGACACACGGGGUCAGUUUUCUCAGGCACACAGAUGAAAUUGUGGUGUUGGUGAACGGCAGUGUCACUGAAACCGGCUCCUACAAAACAUUACUGGCAAACAAAGGAGCCUUUGCUGAGUUCCUGAAGACUUACGCCAAGCAAGAUCACAACCAGGAUGUGGAGCCUACAGUAUUAUUGGCUGAGGAUGACAAUGACGACAGCGAGGAUCCAGUAGAAGAAGCUACAAAAGUGACGGAGGACAUUGUGAGUGUGACACUAAAAAGAGAAAACAGUUUACACAAGAAGAGACGUUUCUCUCUUAGUAUGAACGGCACAUUGAGGAGAUCUCUGAAAAAGAUGGAGAAGGAAGAGGUGAAGAAAAUGGCCAAAGGACAACAGCUGAUUGAGAAGGAGGCAGUAGAGACAGGGAAGGUGAAAUUCUCGGUGUAUAUGAAGUACCUGCGUGCCAUCGGGUGGGGGUACUCAAUCUGGAUCUUAAUCACCUACAUCUUACAGAAUGCAGCGUUUGUUGGACAAAACAUUUGGCUGAGUGACUGGACUAAAGAUGCUGAGGCCUAUAACAACAAGACCUACCCGUCUUCACAGAGAGACAUGAGGGUUGGCGUUUAUGGGGCCUUGGGAGUGGCACAAGGGAUCUUUGUGUUUAUUGGAGCGUUUCUGGUUGCUGCUGGUACGGUGCGAGCAUCACGGCUCCUUCAUUCACAGCUCCUCCGCAAUAUCCUCCACGUUCCUAUGCAGUUCUUUGACACAACUCCAACCGGGAGGAUCGUCAACAGGUUCGCCAAGGACAUCUUCACGGUGGACGAGACCAUCCCCAUGUCAUUCCGCAGCUGGAUAUCCUGCAUACUGGGAGUCAUCAGCACCCUGUUUGUUGUCUGCUUGGCCACACCUAUCUUUGCCGCCAUCAUCAUCCCUCUGGCCAUUUGCUAUUAUUUUGUCCUGAGGUUUUAUGUCACCACUUCACGACAGCUGCGACGACUGGAUUCUGUCACAAGGUCCCCCAUCUAUUCCCACUUUGGGGAGACGGUGUCUGGACUGUCAGUCAUCCGUGGUUAUGGACAUCAGCAAAGGUUCCUCCAGCAUAAUGAAGACACAAUUGACAUCAAUCAGCAGAGCGUUUACUCCUGGAUUGUUUCCAACAGGUGGCUGGCCAUUCGUCUGGAGUUCGUUGGGAACCUCACAGUUUUCUUUGCAGCUCUCUUUGCGGUGCUGGCCCGAAACACGCUGGACAGCGGAACCGUUGGGUUGUCUAUUUCUUCAGCCCUUAACAUCACACAGACCCUGAACUGGUUGGUGAGGAUGACAUCAGAGCUGGAGACCAAUAUUGUGGCUGUGGAACGUGUGGAUGAGUACAUCAAGGUGGAGAAUGAGGCACCAUGGGAAACAGAUCAGCGCCCACCACAGGACUGGCCCGAUAAGGGUGUUGUGAAGUUUGUGGACUACAAGGUGCGUUAUCGAGAGGAGCUGGACCUCAUCCUCCAUGGGAUCACAUGUACUGUGGACAGUAUGGAGAAGGUGGGGAUAGUCGGAAGAACAGGCGCUGGAAAGUCUUCACUCACCAACUGCAUUUUCCGGAUCAUUGAAGCAGCAGGUGGCCAAAUCCUGGUUGAUGGCCAGGACAUUUCCACCGUCGGCCUCCAUGACCUCCGCAAGAAACUGACCAUCAUUCCUCAGGAUCCGGUUCUGUUCUCUGGAACGCUGAGAAUGAAUCUGGACCCGUUUGACCAGUACACAGAUGAGGAAGUGUGGAAAGCUCUGGAACUCUCACAUCUCAAGCCAUACGUGGAAGGAUUAGAGGAGAAACUCUUCUAUGCAGUCAGUGAGGGAGGAGAGAACCUGAGUGUUGGUCAGCGGCAGCUGGUGUGUCUGGCUCGGGCUUUGCUUCGCAAAUCCAAAAUCCUGAUUCUGGAUGAAGCCACGGCGGCGGUGGACCUGGAGACCGAUAACUUGAUCCAGAGGACAAUCCGCAGCGAAUUCGCAGACUGUACGGUGCUGACCAUCGCACAUCGUCUGCACACAAUCAUGGACAGCAACAAGGUCAUGGUCCUGGAUGCAGGUAAAAUCAUAGAGUACGGUGAGCCGGAGGCGCUCCUACAUAAAGGAGGACACUUUGCUUCUAUGGCUAAAGAUGCUGGUAUUGAGAGUACUAACACUACCACAUUGUGAUGAAUGAACAAUACAGCCCAUGUGUGGUUAGACC
Messenger RNA from Nanorana parkeri, 4725 nucleotides. RefSeq names its product ATP binding cassette subfamily C member 2 (gene ABCC2). Gene Ontology annotation, cellular component: apical plasma membrane. Gene Ontology annotation, biological process: transmembrane transport. Gene Ontology annotation, molecular function: ATP binding; ATP hydrolysis activity; ABC-type transporter activity. Lineage: Eukaryota; Metazoa; Chordata; Amphibia; Anura; Dicroglossidae. The record is from RefSeq and is a predicted model, not a curated record. The transcript is spliced from 32 exons. The coding region runs from base 36 to 4691 and encodes 1551 amino acids.